CACAGGCUAUAUAUACCCGAGCGGGGAGGCUAUUGCAAGCGUCUCUCAGCAGCGCUGCUCUAUGCAGAAGGAAGAGCUCAGCUGGUGUGACGGCAGCAGCAGCAUUAGGAACACCAACGUUUUUGCUCCCUUCCUUCCCUCUCGGCCCCCCAUUCCCUUCCCCCUCUUUGAGUGUUUUAUUAUUUCUCCCCGCCUUGGUUCUUCCUUCGGCCCCCCUUUUUGUUGUUCAAGGGAGGCGCGCACACAGCAAGAAGGGAAAGAAAAGUACUGGCACUUUUAUCCUGUGCUGCUCCAAACCUAGAGGCAAGAGGCGAAGAGGGGGGGUUGGCUUCUACCACAAAGUAAAGCCCCGUCCCCCCUCCAUUGCCUCGUCACGGGAAGGAGGGAAAGUGGAGGAAAGCAGCUAUUCUGCGAUUGGCCUUUGGAGUAAAAGGAGCCGGGAAGGGAAGGAUGAUUGUGGUUCCCGGAGCCGGCUGCAGGGCAGCCCUCUGCCUCUGGAUUUUCAGCAGCAUCAGCUGCAGAGCCAGGACUGCGCUCCCUGCAUCCCAAAAAUGUGAUGAGCCACUGGUCUCAGCAUUAUCCCACUCCUCCUUCAGCAGUUCAUCAUCUAUGACUAGUAGCUAUUCACCAGGGUAUGCAAAGCUAAACAAAAGAGGAGGGGCUGGAGGCUGGUCUCCAUCAGAUAAUGACCAUUAUCAAUGGCUGCAGGUGGAUUUUGGGAGCAGGAAACAAAUCAGCGCUAUAGCAACACAAGGCAGAUACAGCAGCUCUGACUGGGUGACUCAAUACCGGAUGCUGUAUAGUGAUACAGGGAGAAACUGGAAGCCGUAUCACCAGGAUGGAAACAUUUGGGCAUUUCCUGGAAAUACAAAUUCUGAUAGUGUGAUCCGGCAUGAUUUACAGCAUGCAGUUAUAGCCCGCUACAUACGCAUAGUUCCUCUUGACUGGAGUGGAGAAGGCCAAAUUGGGCUGAGAACUGAAGUCUACGGCUGCCCGUACUGGGCCGAUGUUAUCAAUUUUGAUGGCCAUGCUGUGUUACCAUACAGAUUCAGGAACAAGAAAAUGAAAACAUUGAAAGACGUCAUCACUUUGAAAUUUAAAACCUCUGAAAGUGAAGGUGUCAUCUUCCAUGGAGAAGGACAGCAAGGAGACUAUAUCACCCUGGAACUGAAAAAAGCCAAGCUAGUCCUUAAUUUAAAUCUAGGUAGCAACCAGUAUGGCUCAAUUUAUGGUCACACAUCUGUGAUGACAGGCAGCCUCUUGGAUGACCACCAUUGGCACUCCAUUGUCAUAGAACGUCAUGGGAGAAACAUCAAUCUAACACUGGAUAGGCACAUGCAACAUUUCAGAACCAAUGGGGAAUUUGAUUACCUGGACCUGGACUAUGAGAUAACCUUUGGUGGCAUGCCUUUUUCUGGGAAGCCAAGUUCAAAUAGCAGGAAAAACUUCAAAGGCUGUAUGGAAAGCAUCAAUUACAAUGGUAAUAAUAUCACAGACCUUGCCAAGAGGAGGAAAUUGGAACCUUCUAAUGGGGGAAAUGUAAGUUUUUCGUGUGUGGAGCCACAUACAGUGCCUGUCUUUUUCAAUGCUACCAGUUACCUGGAAGUGCCUGGUCGCCUGAAUCAGGACCUACUUUCAGUCAAUUUCCAGUUUCGGACCUGGAAUCCUAAUGGACUUCUUCUCUUCAGCAACUUUGCCGAUGAAUUGGGUAAUGUCGAGAUUGACCUGACUGAAGGCAAAGUCAGUGUCCACAUCAAUGUCACCCAGGUGAAGAAGAACCGAAUAGACAUCGCAUCAGGCUCGGGACUCAACGAUGGGCAAUGGCAUGAAAUCCGGUUUCUAGCUAAGGAAAACUUUGCUGUCCUCACCAUUGAUGGAGACGAAGCCUCAGCAGUUCGAACAAACAGUCCUCUACAAGUUAAAACUGGAGAGAAAUAUUUCUUUGGAGGGUUCCUUACACAAACAAAUGACUCAGAUCGUUCCCUGCUCCAGCUCUCAUUCCAAGGAUGCAUGCAGUUUAUUCACGUGGAUGAUCAACUGGUGGAUUUGCAUGCAGUAGAGCAAGGCAAACUGGGAAGCUUUGCCAAUGUCAGCAUUGAUAUGUGUGCCAUUAUUGACAGGUGCGUGCCCAAUCAUUGUGAGCAUGGUGGCAAAUGCUCCCAAACGUGGGACAGCUUCAAAUGUACUUGUGAUGGAACUGGAUACAGUGGUGCCACCUGUCACAACUCUAUUUAUGACCUCUCCUGUGAAGCAUACAAACACUUGGGCAAAACCUCAAAUUAUUACUGGAUAGAUCCAGAUGGCAGUGGGGCACUGGGACCUUUGAAAGUUUACUGCAACAUGACAGAGGAUAAAGUGUGGUCAACUGUGUCUCAUGAUCUGCAGAUGCAGACUUCAGUGGUACGCAAUGGCCUGGAAAAAUACUCUGUAUUACAGCUUAAUUACAGUACCACCAUGGAUCAGAUCUCUGCCAUCACCAGUAGUGCUGAAUAUUGUGAGCAGUACAUCUCCUACUCCUGCAAGAUGUCAAGGCUGCUGAACACCCCAGAUGGGAAUCCAUACACCUGGUGGGUUGGAAAAGCCAAUGAGAAGCACUACUAUUGGGGUGGCUCUGGACCUGGCAUUCAGAAAUGUGCCUGUGGCAUUGAACGCAAUUGUACUGAUCCCAAAUACUAUUGCAACUGUGAUGCUGAUGCUAAACAAUGGAGAAAAGAUGCUGGGCUCUUGUCUUACAAAGAACAUCUACCAGUGAGUCAAGUGGUGGUUGGAGAUAUUGACCGAUCUGGAUCAGAAUCCAAGUUAACUGUAGGUCCUGUGCGCUGUCAAGGAGACCGGAAUUACUGGAAUGCUGCGUCUUUCAUUACUCCAUCGUCCUACCUUCACUUCUCCACGUUCCAGGGGGAAACCAGUGCAGACAUCUCUUUCUACUUCAAAACAUCAGCCCCUGAUGGAGUGUUUCUUGAGAAUCUGGGGAAUACAGACUUCAUCAAACUUGAGCUGAAAUCUGCUAUUGAAGUGUCUUUUUCAUUUGAUGUUGGAAAUGGUCCAGUGGAGAUCAUUGUCAGAUCCCCCAACCCACUCAAUGAUGACCAAUGGCAUCGAGUCAUCGCUGAGAGGAAUGUCAAGCAGGCUAGUCUGCGAGUGGACCAGCUGCCGCAGGAGAUCCGGAAAGCACCAACGGAAGGCCACACACGGUUGGAACUGUAUAGCCAGUUAUAUGUUGGUGCCGCAGGAGGCCAGAGAGGAUUUCUGGGUUGCAUUCGCUCUUUAAGAAUGAAUGGGGUGACUUUGGACUUGGAAGAGAGAGCAAAGGUCACACUGGGGGUGAAACCUGGCUGCUCUGGCCACUGCACCAGCUAUGGAAUGUACUGUGAGAAUGGAGGUAAAUGUGUCGAGAAAUACAAUGGCUACUCCUGUGACUGUUCCAAAACUGCAUAUGAUGGACCAUUUUGCAUAAAAGACGUUGGAGCAUUUUUUGAAGAGGGGAUGUGGCUCCGAUAUAAUUUCCAGUCCCCAGGGAUCAGUGUGAAAGACUUAGUCAGCCGAACUAUGUUGAGCUCUACAGACCAUGAUAACACUGUGCCAGACCUCAGAUUGAAUAAGGAAGCGCUCAGUUUCAGCUUCAGUACCACCAAGUCCCCUUGUGUCCUCCUAUACAUCAGCUCUUACACUCAGGACUACAUGGCAGUGCUUGUCAAGCCAUCUGGAAACUUACAGAUUCGAUACAACCUUGGAGGCACUGGAGAGCCAUAUAACAUUGAUGUUGACCACAGAAACAUGGCAAACGGACAGCCACACAGUGUUAAUGUCACACGGAAUGAAAGGGACAUAGUUCUCCAGCUUGAUCAUUAUCCUCCAGCAAGUUACAGUCUGCCAACAGCUUCUGACACUCAGUUCAACUCCCCAAAGGCGCUCUUCCUGGGAAAAGUUAUAGAAACUGGGAAGAUCGACCAAGAUAUCUAUCAAUACAAUACACCAGGAUUCACUGGCUGCCUAUCUAGAGUGCAGUUCAACCAGAUUGCCCCACUCAAGGCAGCCCUGAGACCUACCAACACCUCCUCUCACGUCCACGUUCAAGGGGAGCUAGUGGAAUCCAACUGCGGAGCAUCUCCGCUGACAAUCCCACCAAUGUCUGCGGCCACUGAUCCCUGGCAUUUAGAUUCAGCCAGUGCUGAUUUCCCAUACAAUGGUCAAGCUAUAGGAGAUGGAGUUAACCGGAACUCUGCCAUUAUUGGAGGUGUCAUUGCUGUUGUGAUCUUCACCAUCCUUUGCACGCUGGUGUUCCUAAUUCGCUACAUGUUCCGUCACAAGGGAACCUACCACACCAAUGAGGCCAAGGGGGCGGAGUCUGCUGAGAGCGCUGAUGCAGCCAUCAUGAACAAUGACCCCAACUUUACGGAGACCAUUGACGAGAGCAAAAAAGAAUGGCUUAUCUGAGACUGUGCGGAGGGGGUUGGAAGCAGGGCCAGGGUGGGGUUGGGGAUGACUCUUUUAGCAAGGAGAGAAUGCUCUACUUCAGACUUUUGGGCACAUCUAGUAAAAAGAUCAGCAAAAAUGAAGGAGCAAGAAACAGGCAAAACUGAUGAGACUGGAAACCAGGAUGACACACACACAUUUAAGAAAAGUACUUUUUAAUAUUCAUUUGCAAUGAAUUGCCCUGUCUGUAUCCAAACAACAACAACAAACAGCAGCUUUUAGAGCGCCAGCAUUGGUUAAAAUUUGUCAGUAAUACCUGUCUUUUCUGUGUGUGUUUAGAGGUGUUCUAAAUACCCAUUAUGAUAACAGGGCCAGUUUUCUACAUUUUUUAAAAGCCCUUUAGAAUGUGGAUAUUUCUGUCUUGAGAACAGCUUACAAAUCGGCACAUCCUCAAAGUGUUCUUUUCAGUCACUCUUAGUCGGUUCCAGACAAGUUGCCGUAAUACCCAUAAUACUCGUUCACGUAUUGUUUCAUUUGGUGGUGUUUGAAUUGGGGCUUAAAAGUUCUAGGGGAGGAAGUGGGGGAGGGAAAAGAGGAUCAAAUUAUAUUUGCCAGUUUUCAAAAUGCUACCAGCUUGUGCCAACACUUUGAGUCCCAUUUUGGCACAGGCAUUUCAAAAUGUUGAUUGUGUAUAGUACGUAUCAGCAAUGUAAAAAUAUUAUAAUUAUUCUGACGAUAGGAGAGGAGUAAAAGCACAGGAAAAUUUUUGUUUUGGUUUGUUUAUUUAAAUCUGAAGGAGUCUGUAGACCUAGUUUGAGUCUGUAGACUUAAUCUGUUUCUGUAACUCUGGCUAUAAUGCUGCUGACCUGAGGCCACAUGGCGGUUUCAGUUUAAACUCAGCUCUGCCUGUGAUAUAUUGGCAUACACUGUAUGUAGGCAUAAGCAUUGUAGUUGGAAAUUAGAGCCAGACAUUACCGUUUGUUUGCUUUUGUUUCUCUGCAUAGGCUGUCACAGAACUAUUAGUACAGUUCUAAGGAAUGCAUUUGAUCCAAUAGUUUUCACAUAAUACUUUUCUGUCAUUGGCAUAGCAAUUUAGUUUGUUCUUUAAAUCUUUGGUUUAAAUUCCUUUGUGAAGAAAGUCUCUGUCACAGUGUUCUCUCAGGCAGUAAGGUAAAACAAGAGGCUUAAAGAGUCCUGCUCCUAGAGAGGGCAGCAGAAACACACAGCAUGAGAGCAGAGGUCCUUUUUUUAAUAAACAGAUUUGCCUGAUCAGUUUCACUGUCUUUGUGGAGUAAUGACUAAGGACUGCAAAGGCAAUAUCUAGUGCUUCAGGGAUCACAAUCUCUCAGACCAGCUGAAUGUCAGGCAUGUCACUGAGAAAGAGGCAGUCAGUUUGCACAGAGGG
Molecule: messenger RNA, 5821 nt
Organism: Gopherus evgoodei (Goodes thornscrub tortoise)
Lineage: Eukaryota; Metazoa; Chordata; Testudines; Testudinidae
Gene: CNTNAP2
Product: contactin associated protein like 2
Exons: 24
Coding region: 451-4437 (1328 amino acids)
Source: RefSeq, a predicted model, not a curated record